Messenger RNA from Mycotypha africana, 777 nucleotides. RefSeq names its product Mob1/phocein. The transcript has 6 exons. The record is from RefSeq and is a predicted model, not a curated record. Lineage: Eukaryota; Fungi; Mucoromycota; Mucoromycetes; Mucorales; Mycotyphaceae. Gene Ontology annotation, cellular component: cytoplasm. The coding region runs from base 1 to 777 and encodes 258 amino acids.
AUGACUUCUUCGAAACCGUCCCAGCCUUCGUUACGUAGAUUAUACCCUGGCUGUCGUGUGCAAGAAUGCUUCCAGUGGUCAGUUGAGAGUUUGGAAAACCUGGAAUCGUCGUUCAAUGUUCAAGAAUAUCUACAACAAUUAAUACGCAUGGAUUGCAGCGAUGUUAAACGCAUUGUUGAAUUACCAGAGAAUUUAGAUGACAAUGUUUGGCAAUAUGAACAUUUACGUCAAAUAUGCUUACAGCUGAAUUUAUUGGUGGUAGCAUUAGAAUCAGAAUGUACAAAAGCGAAUUGUCCAGAAAUGAAAGCUGAUGGCUGGCUCUAUUUAUGUGCAGCUCAUCCUUGUGUGCAAUCGUGCUCAGCCAUUGACUAUAUUAUUCAUACACUGGACGGAGCGACCAUUCUGUUGAAUAACUCAAAAUACUUUCCAAGCAGAAUUUCUGUGCCUGAACCGUCGCUGAAACAUUUCCAGUCAAUCGCAAGACGUCUAUAUCGAAUUUUUGCUCAUGCUUAUUUUCAUCACAGAGAAGUUUAUGAAGUAUUCGAACGUGAUACCCAUCUCUACGCAAGAUUCUUGUUGUUAUCAAGAACUUACAGUCUUGUUCCAUCAACAUUAGUAACUAUUCCAGACGAAAACGAUUUUCCUAACGAGAAAGAUGAUAAUGCAAACGAUAUCGUUGACGAUAACUUCAAAAAUGACGGGAAUAACGAGUCUCAUGAAGAGAAUUUAGAAGCGUUGAAUAAUUCCUCUGCCAUUUUGUUGCCCGAUGUUGAAUAA